This is a messenger RNA of Choloepus didactylus (southern two-toed sloth), 2007 nucleotides long. Its product is annotated as histone H3.1. NCBI's taxonomy places the organism in Eukaryota, Metazoa, Chordata, Mammalia, Pilosa, Megalonychidae. Gene Ontology annotation, molecular function: DNA binding; protein heterodimerization activity; structural constituent of chromatin. The record is from RefSeq and is a predicted model, not a curated record. Gene Ontology annotation, cellular component: nucleosome. The transcript has a single exon. The coding region runs from base 137 to 547 and encodes 136 amino acids.
AGGAACUAAAUGAAGAUUGAACUAAGAACCAAUCAACUUACUGCUGCAACAAUUCUACCCAAUCAGGAUUGGAGCAUCAGUAUAAAUAAAGGUCGAGUCCCCAGCUCCCGAUUCGCUUGUUUUCAAACUCUGAGCUAUGGCUCGCACCAAGCAGACCGCUCGCAAGUCCACUGGCGGCAAAGCGCCGCGCAAGCAAUUGGCCACCAAGGCGGCCCGCAAGAGCGCGCCGGCCACCGGCGGAGUGAAGAAGCCGCAUCGCUACCGGCCAGGCACCGUGGCGCUGCGCGAGAUCCGCCGCUACCAGAAGUCCACCGAACUGCUGAUCCGCAAGCUGCCUUUCCAGCGGUUGGUGCGUGAGAUCGCGCAGGACUUUAAGACCGACCUGCGCUUUCAGAGCUCGGCGGUGAUGGCGCUGCAGGAGGCGUGCGAGGCCUACCUGGUGGGGCUCUUCGAGGACACCAAUCUGUGCGCCAUCCACGCCAAGCGCGUCACCAUCAUGCCCAAGGACAUCCAGCUUGCUCGCCGUAUCCGUGGGGAACGCGCGUAAACUGACUUGCUCCGUUUUGGGCUUGCUAAUUUGCUUUUCCACUCAAAGGCUCUUUUCAGAGCCACUUCUUUUCUCACUGAAAGUGGCUGUAUAAAAAGCGUAAGGAGUCUAGUUUUAGAGCAGGCAAGAGAAUGGGAAGACCAGUGUAAAUUAGCAAGAUGUCUUUCAAGAACUGAGAUGUAAUUUCCCUUUGUAUGAAAAUUUGCAUGCAGUGUUACAUUUGCCAAGUAAGGAAACUUCAGUUAUAUUUUUAGUGAAUUUUUAAAGCAACUGUCUCAUCAGGUAACAGCAAGCCACUGCAAAGAGGUGGGUUAUCUAUCAAGUCUGCCUCUCUACUGAUUGGGUAACCCAGAUGUAAAGAAUUAAGCCCGUCAACAGAGAAGUUUGCCACCCAGUUGAAAUACUAUACACAGUAUGUACUUGCGUCUUUUUUAAAAAAACUACUUCAAAUGUAAACUUUGAGCAGAGUUUUAAUCUGUUUUGGUCUCAGCACAUAGAAGGGGCCUUGUACAGCAUCUUGGCUCUUUUUAAAGAGUCAACAGUCUAGAACUGUCCAUCCAGAUCCCCAGGAUGGGUAGAGAGGUUAAGUGAACUCAGGCAGUGUGGGUGUUUUGGGUUUCUUAACCAGAUACCUGAUUGUUUUUAACUGCAAAAAGAAAAACUGAAUUUGUUUAACACUUGCUCAAGUCUAUCAAGAGAAUGUACUGGUGUUCAGACUGGAGCAUUUUGGUUCUUGUGAGAAUUGCUUUGCUCACUGUCUAGCAGUUUACUUUCUGGUAACCCUAUAGAAUAAAACUAUUUUCCUUCACAUCCACUCCAAGAUUGUGAUACUGCAAAACUAGUAAAUCAGCCUUCUGAUUUUUGUUUGCCAGCUUCCAGGUACCUGGUUGUGCUGGCUGUGCCUGAGGAGCAAUGCACACGCCAUGCUAUCAAAAUCUGGUUGCUAAGCCCCACAGGCUGAUCCCUUGACCUUAAACUGGUGGCUUCACUAAGGUAAAAACUACCGUGGAUAAUUUUGGGUAGCAAUCCCACCCACCUGCCAAAAAUCCUUGGGGUUCUUUGGCUUGUAGAUGCACCUCCAACACAUGGUAACCUCUCUUUCCUUUUCUGAGUUCUAACUCCUACAUUCAAAUUUCCUUUGCUUAUAAGGACUUCAGACCUAUCGGAUUAAGGUCCACCCUGAUUCAAUUUGGCCUCAUCUAAAUAGGAUCUUUGACAGUCCUAUUUACAAAUGAAUUCACAUUCCCAAGACCAGGGAUUAAGAUCUGAGCAUGUCUUUGUCGGUAACAUGAUUCAAUCCAAUACACAAUUGUAUCCAAGUGCAGAGAGACAGCACUGGGCCAGUGAAUUCCAAAUCCCUGGUUGAGUAUAAAGACAGAAGGAAGAAAUAUGGAUAAGCCUCUGAUGGCUAUAGAACAAUAAAGAAAAAAGGUUAACAAAAAAAAAAAAAAAAAAAAAAA